UAAACAAGAGUGACUUUAUAUCACUUAAACCAGACACUUUAUUUAAGUAAACCGCGUUCGCUCUCUCAAACGUUAAGUUCCUCGUUCUGUUAGCUCAACGGUUAAAGAAAAAACUGCAGUUAACCCAAGUUAAAGAUAGAAGCAGCAAAACCAUGACUAGACGAAGCGGUCGCCUGCAGAAAAGAUCUGAAAAUGCUUCUGGGCAGAAAGGCAAAGUAAAUAAGCAAUGCAAUAGAAAAAAGCUUCAACCCCUGUCAAAACUGCAGUGUGAGAAGAAUCAGUUGGUGCUUGAUGGUGUCACCAAGCCUUGUAUUGUCACCGAGACUUCUGAUAAAGGAGCCGACUCUGAGCUCGGCUAUGCAGUUCUACCUUCAGCGGAUUCUUUAAUUUGGACGUCACCUCUGCCUCAUAUUGGAUGGGGAUCUUCUGAAGAUGUGUGGGUGAAAAUGGUCAUCAGGGAACAGAAUUACAGACACAGCAAGAGUUUCAUGCAGAAACACCCUGGAAUACAACCCAAAAUGAGAUCAAUCCUCCUCGACUGGUUAAUUGAGGUGAGUGAGGCCUACACUCUUCACCGGCAGACGUUCUACCUGGCGCAGGACUACUUUGACCGGUUCAUGUUGACCCAGACCAGCAUUGAUAAGGGCAUGCUGCAGCUCAUUGGGAUUACCUGUCUGUUUAUAGCAUCAAAGAUGGAGGAAGCCUCUCCUCCAAAGCUCUCACAGAUGGCCUAUGUGACUGCAGGGACUUACUACGAGGACGAGAUUCUUCAAAUGGAGUUAAUCAUUUUAAAGGCACUGAAAUGGAACCUUUGUCCUGAAACAGCCCUCUCUUGGCUGAAGCUUUACUUCCAGAUGGCAUCGAUGAACAAAAACUCCGACCUGCUGGAGCCGCAGAUUCCACAGGACAUUUAUGUUCAAAUGACACGACUGUUAGACCUGUGUGUCCUCCACAUGAACUCUCUGGACUUCCAGUAUCGAGUGUUGGCCGCCUCGGUCCUGUCACAUUUCAUUAAACAGGAAGCAGUUGAAAAAGUUACAGGUCUGUCGAAAGACGCAAUCCAGCUGUGCGUUAACUGGAUGGCUCCUUUCGUGGAGUCGGUGGGCUGCUUCGGCAGAGCGAUGCUGAAGGAUUUUGUCGAAGUGAGGACAGAAGACAAACACAAUAUCCAGACGCACACAGACUACAUGGCCAUGCUGGAGUGUGCCAGUAAAAAGGAGAUGAACAGCCAGUUUCCCACUCCUCCCAACAGCACAGAGAAACCCUGCACACACUGAACUACAAGAGAGACUCUGAAGUGGGUGUGGACAGAGAGGACACGCAGGGAUAAUGUCCCGCAAAGACUGAGUUCUGCUUACUUUAAACUGUUCCUAACCAGUGGACAAAAAAAAAAGAUAACUGGAAUACUGAGUGUUGAUGGGAGCUAACUAGCAUUAAGCAUUAUCCAGGAUAAUGUGCUUAUAUUUUAAACUCUUAAACUUUGGCCAAAGCAUUUUUUUUUUCUUCUUGAUUUUUAGCUGUUUUAGCGACUGGGUGCUUUAAUAUAGAAAAAGUUUUUUUUUAAAGUGUCAAUGUUUGCUGAAGUUACUUCAUUUCUAGGAAAUGAGAUUCUAUUACUGAAAGUGAUGUGCAAUUGUUUACUUUUGUAGCAUAUUAAAUAUGUGCAGUCAGAUAAAAUCUUUUCAAAACUGCUUCAGGGUCAUUCAAAAUGUUAGAUAGCUUUAAAAAGUGAUGUUGUUGAAACGAGCUGAGUGUACUGCCGCCGCUUCACCGGUCAGCUUGUUUCUCACUUACCUUCACCAAGCUGUUGUAAACAAGCCAUUGUUUGUGUAACUCAGGGUAACGGGUAGUCAGUGAUUUAUUUUUUUAAAGAAUUCAGAUCAAAUGAUUACAAAUGUACAAAAAAUGACCAACUGUAUUUAUUUAGAAGUUUAUUUUCUACCACAAAAUAAAAAUGUACAUUCCCACCC
Molecule: messenger RNA, 1970 nt
Organism: Acanthopagrus latus (yellowfin seabream)
Lineage: Eukaryota; Metazoa; Chordata; Actinopteri; Spariformes; Sparidae
Product: G1/S-specific cyclin-E2-like
Exons: 12
Coding region: 153-1277 (374 amino acids)
Biological process (GO): G1/S transition of mitotic cell cycle; regulation of cyclin-dependent protein serine/threonine kinase activity
Cellular component (GO): cyclin E2-CDK2 complex; nucleus; cyclin E1-CDK2 complex
Molecular function (GO): cyclin-dependent protein serine/threonine kinase regulator activity
Source: RefSeq, a predicted model, not a curated record